Molecule: messenger RNA, 1661 nt
Organism: Oncorhynchus gorbuscha (pink salmon)
Lineage: Eukaryota; Metazoa; Chordata; Actinopteri; Salmoniformes; Salmonidae
Product: serine-rich adhesin for platelets-like
Exons: 4
Coding region: 700-1533 (277 amino acids)
Biological process (GO): programmed cell death
Cellular component (GO): cytoplasm
Source: RefSeq, a predicted model, not a curated record
CGUCCCUGGUCCAGUGGUGGAAGACGUUCCUGGUCCAGUGGUGGAAGACGUUCCUGGUCCAGUGGUGGAAGACGUUCCUGGUCCAGUGGUGGAAGACGUCCCUGGUCCAGUGGUAGAAGACGUCCCUGGUCCAGUGGUAGAAGACGUUCCUGGUCCAUUAUACUGAAUGGAAUGUUACAUGUUGUUCUUUAUGUAAAACUCUUAAUGAUCCCGUCACAUUCAGGUUGUAGAACUGAUUUACAACACAUUUAACACAAUGGUUGUUGUGAUACAACUUAUUUUGGUGAUAAAUUGUCUGCACAUAAAUGUUUACUCAAUCAUUGUGCCGUGGCUCCACAGUCCACAACGCUUGUUUAAUUAUUUUGGUCCAGAAAACCUUGUUGUGCCAAAUGCGUUGUACAUACAACAUGUGUGUACAGGGCCAAUGUCUAGCGUAUCCUGUUGUAAAUAAGGAUUUGUUCUUCACCUUCUUGCCUAGAUAAAUAAAUACAUCAGUAAUAUCAACAGAAGAGCUGAUCAGGAGGAUCAUGUAAAAGGUUAUAGCACUGCCUUGGAGAGAUCACGGUUUCCUCUAACAAUUCAUUUAAAUAUAUUAAUUCAUACAUUUGUCCCAUUGUGGUUGCAGAAUAAAUGGUACAUAUGAUAGUUUCCUGGUGAAAUCUCUGUGAUACGGUGGCAGUGGAGUCAAACUUCCGCUAGAUGCAAGAUGUUUGUGUGUUGACAGAACUGGACAAACUGAGGGGUCAUUUCCAGCUGCUGUCAGUCCUGCCAGCAGCCAAACGCUCCUCUCUGCUCCAGCUCCUCAAGACAACCAUGGAGGACAGAGAGACAGUCAGUGUGCUGGAGAGUGUGCUGGACCAGAUGUGCACAGGGAAGACAGCUGACCUGGGGGAGGUUAAGGAAGUGUCUCAGAUGCAGACAGUCCAGGCCAUACUGAACCUUCUAGAGCAUUCGGACUCCAGCCCAACACACUCUGUCCUCAGUGAUUCCAGCCAGAAACCCUCCCUCAGUGAUUCCAGCCAGACACCAUCCCUCAGUGAUUCCAGCCAGACACCAUCCCUCAGUGAUUCCAGCCAGACACCAUCCCUCAGUGAUUCCAGCCAGACACCAUCCCUCAGUGAUUCCAGCCAGACACCAUCCCUCAGUGAUUCCAGCCAGACACCAUCCCUCAGUGAUUCCAGCCAGACACCCUCCCUCCUCAAUGCCACUCAUCUCAUUGUCAGUGCCAUGGAUGGAAUGACAGAUGAAGGUCUCUCUGUGUUGGGAUCCUGUUGCAGUCCUCCAGUCUUACAGGCCCUGCAGAUCCUGGUGCAGCAUGUGGCAGCAGGGAGUGGGGAGACCCUCUCUCUGAGAGAUGCAGGUCUGGCUGUUCUGACUGAGGAGGACGUGUAUCAGAGGACAGAGAGUCUCUUUGGUCACUCUGAAGUUACACUGAAGAGAGAGGACACACUGAGGACAGAGAUGAAGGACCAGCCUGGAUACCUUCCUCUAGUCAUGAGUAUCACUGUGAAAGGCCUGGCCUCUUUAGUUUAAGGAGAGACUGAGUGAGAGAGGGAGGAGCGGUUUCCUUCCUCUCCGGCAACUGAGUUAGGAAGGGCGCCUGUAUCUUUGUAGUGACUGGGUGUAUUGAUACACCAUCCAAAGUGUAAUUCAUAACUUCA